Molecule: messenger RNA, 1756 nt
Organism: Phyllotreta striolata
Lineage: Eukaryota; Metazoa; Arthropoda; Insecta; Coleoptera; Chrysomelidae
Source: the annotation of a GenBank genome assembly
ACUCUCGUAUCUACAAAUUACAUUUUAGCAUCGGCUUUGCUUUUCGAAAUUGUGUAUUAUUCGUGUUUUUUGUAAUAUUUGUUAGAAUACAAGUGUUUUGUACAAAGCAUGCCACCGAAAUUUAAAUUUUCAGAAGGCGAGAAGGUUUUAUGCUUCCAUGGACCUCUAAUUUACGAAGCAAAAUGUUUAAAAUCCACCAUAACUAAAGAAAAACAAAUCAAAUAUUUCAUACAUUACGCUGGAUGGAACAAAAACUGGGACGAAUGGGUGCCCGAAAGCAGAGUACUGAAGUACAACGAGGCCAAUGUAGCUAGACAAAAAGAGGUGCAGAAAGCCCAUUCAGCUCAGCAAAGCAAGACCAGAAAAGUCACAAAGAAAACACCGGUAGCUAAAAGCGAAGCGGGCAAAGACAGCGACUCCAGAGCUAGCACGCCCAUCGCAGAAGUAGUCACUACUAAAGCUACCAAGAAGAAAGAGGUUAGCACCCCUUCGAGCGGACAGGAUUCCAGUUCCGAUGUGCCCAAGAAGAAACGAGGUCGUUUGGAUCCAUCCGUAGAAGCCGAGGAACAAUUUCUCAGUAAGGUCGAAGUCAAAAUCAAAAUACCCGAUGAGUUAAAACCUUGGCUGGUAGACGAUUGGGACGUAAUCACCCGACAAAGGAAAUUGUUCAAUCUACCCGCCAAGACCAACGUAGAACAAAUAUUGGACAACUAUUUGAACUACAAGAAGAAUACUAAAUCGAAUAACACGAGUAAAGAAUCUGCUACUAUAGAAAUUAUUAAAGGUAUAAAAGAAUACUUCAACGUAAUGCUGGGUACUCAGUUGCUGUACAAAUUCGAAAGGCCUCAGUACGCGGAAAUUCUCCAAUCGCACGCUGAUAAACCCAUGUCGGAGAUAUACGGAGCUAUACAUUUGUUGCGUUUGUUCGUUAAAUUGGGGGCCAUGUUGGCUUAUACGCCGUUAGACGAGCGGAGUAUCCAGUUGCUCUCUCAAAACGUGCAGGAUUUUUUGAAGUAUUUGGUGAAGAAUAGCGCGCAAUUGUUCAAUUUGCAAGACUACGGCAACGCGUCGCCUGAAUACCACAGGAAAGCUCUGUGAUACAAGGAAGAUUUGGAUUGGGAUAGUUGCGAUUAAUUGGUUUGUUUAGUAAGAUUAGAUUCGUUUAGUCCGUUUUUCGCAUUGUAUGAUUUGUUAUCUGAUAACGUGCCAUAAGAGCGGAAGAGUAGGUAACAAAUCUUUAGUUUUAUAUCUGCAUUUUUAAUGAUGAUUUUAGGGUGAUAUCCUGGACGUGUCACGUUCAUUAGAAGUUUUAAAUUGGACUGAAAUUAACUGUACUUCUAAUUUGGAGUUUUCAUAGAUUAACUGAGUAUAUUAGUCUGGCUGAUUGCAGUAUUAUGGAGUUUAAAGUAUAGAAAUGUAUACUGGAAAAUUGGCUAGUAAAUUGGUUAUUCUAAUGAUUUUAGAAAGAAAUUAAUUGCAAUUAAAUGUAGUAAUUAGACAAUUGAGCGACCAAAGUACGAUUCAAAAUUCGAAUAGUAUUUUUUUAUAUCUAAAUAGGUGAAAUCUUUCGAAUUUUGAAUCAUUAAUAAAUUUUAGUCGGAGGAAUAAUUCGAUCAUACACAUAGAAUGUUUCCUUUAAAAACUGAAACAUGUAAGAUUAAUUUUUUAUUAGUAUUUUGUUAAGUUAUUGCUUAAAAAGUUGAAUUUUGUCAUGAAUUAUUUAGUUAGAAAAUAUGCAUAAGGACUGUAAUAAAAG